AUGUCGUAUUAUUACGAAGGCGUCUGGAAUUCAAGCAACUUUUCCAGGUGCUCAUCCGUUUGUCACACGUAUUCUAACUUUUGAUUUCCAGCGACAGUAAUACCGAUAAUUGGCGACCCACAAACCAUGCUUAUUCACAGCAUGAGGUUAAUUUUUUGCGUUUUUCUCGCCUCGCUGAUUGUAUUCAUUUUCAGCAAUAUAAUCCAGUUUACCCGUCGUUCAGCGGCACCGCGGACUUUUUAGCAUCUUCGGCCCUGCAGGUUACCUUUUUGCUUUCCGAACAAGUGGGCGAAGAUGAGAAAAAGCUCUUUCGAACCGGCGAUGUUUCUCUCUUCUUGUCUCUAUUCGCUUGUUUUCUUUUCUUUUACAGAAAAAUACAUCACAAUCAACUCAAUUUCCAGGAACCCGCUCCGUACAACCCUACCAAGCGCUCCACGUCUGCUCGCGAGACUCAGAAUCGGCCAGGGAAUUCAAUCCGUCGUGGUGGCAGUCAUCAGAAGAGAAAUAAGAAGACUUGGAAAGCCAAGAGGUUCCAUUUGAUCACUCUGAGCACCGAUCCGCAGGGAAACGCCGAUUCGACCGACUUUUCGAAGAUACAGGAGGCUUCUCCUAAAACGGUAGUCACAGUGGCUCCUAGAAACAACAAAUGUGAGACUCAUACUUUGAUGCAUCAAAAACAAACGUUUCUCUUUUAGCACGCGGUGGCAAGGGCAUUCAGAAAAUGCCUAAUUACAGUGGAUCGCAGGUCAACAACUGGGAGUCAAACGGCUUCCAGCAGCCAAGAGGAUCAUUCGGUCGACCGCCUCACAGGGGAGGACGUGGACGCGGAGGAGGCGGAGGACGCGGUGGAAGGUUUAAUGGAGCCUUGAAGCCGACAAACAGCAAGGAUGACAUACAGUUUGUGGCUCUUCCGGACGAUGCUCCGGCGAUCACUCUCGCUGUCUCUUCCGAUAACAUCCUCGCUUUCCACGGCUUCGACAGUGUCUUCACCACCCAACAUAGUGUAAGAUAUAACACUUACGUUACUCCUUACGCAGAAUUUUGUUUUUUCAGUUCCCAGUGCUGAUCGACAAAAAGAUCUACGCGAGUUGUGACCACUACUAUCAGAUUUGCAAAGUGACCGACUUGACCGGCGUUUCUAGCGACAAACUGAACAAGGCCGUUCGCGAUCAGAACGGAAAACCGAUUGUCGAAUCGAGCGGAGUGGAAAAGGAGAAGAAGGCGUUCAGUGCCAUUGCAAAAGACAUAAUCCGAGCAUCGAAUGUAAGCUAGUUUCUAACUUCUUUUCAAAUUUGUAUCGCUUUAGAUCAGCAAGGAAAAGGUAGAUGAGUGGAGAAACACAAAGGGUCUCGAAGCGAUCCAAAAGGGAUUGCAUGCGAAGGUGGCACAGUCCGCACAUCUCCGAGAAGCUCUCAAGGAAAGUGGCGAUCGCAUUCUCGUGCACGCAUUCGUCCGGGACAGCAUUUACGGAACAGGGUCGAAUGUUCUUCAGGUCAAGAAAUGGCUGGAUGAUCUCCUCAAGGCGGGCGUCAAAACGCUCAGAAUCCCUUCUGAGUACCCGCUCGACGACACCACUGUGCAGCACUGUCCAGUAUUCGCUCAAGGGCGAAACAUUCUGGGAGUCAUUCUGAUGCAACUCAGAGAAAUGAUUCGCAAGGAGGAAAUUGAAAUAGUUGAUAUGAGCAAGAUUUACGAUGCUCUUCGUGUCAACGAUACGGAGGCAAUGGACGUCACACCCACAGGCGCCGGAUUCAUCAUGGACAACAGCAGCGUCGGAACUUUCUAA
Molecule: messenger RNA, 1786 nt
Organism: Caenorhabditis sp. 36 PRJEB53466
Lineage: Eukaryota; Metazoa; Nematoda; Chromadorea; Rhabditida; Rhabditidae
Source: the annotation of a GenBank genome assembly